Photinus pyralis (common eastern firefly) is the source of this 3081-nucleotide messenger RNA. Its product is annotated as E3 ubiquitin-protein ligase RNF216-like. The record is from RefSeq and is a predicted model, not a curated record. The transcript is spliced from 12 exons. Bases 385 to 2973 code for a protein of 862 amino acids. NCBI's taxonomy places the organism in Eukaryota, Metazoa, Arthropoda, Insecta, Coleoptera, Lampyridae.
UUCCUCCUAAGGUCACGUGACUUUUCGAGCGCUCCGGAAUGGCUCCGGCCUGACAAUUUAAUAGAAGAAACUCGGAAGCUCUCCAACACUCUAAAUAUAUGGGAAUUUGGCUCAAUCUUGCAAUUAUUUACAAAACAUGAAGACAAGGAACCAAUAGAGCGCCGUUAUUUAGUUUUAGGAGACUAUUUUGGAUCAAUUCCAUCUCAAGAUAGUGCAACUUGUCAGCGAGAAGCCGACAUUAUAAAAGAGAUUUUCCCACAAAUCGACAGAGGAUAUAUUGUAAAGUUAUUAGAAAUUAUAGGCAAUGAAGAAAAUCGCAUUCGAAUUAUUAUAAAACUUCUACUUAGAAGGGUAAAUAAAAUUCGCAAGCGAGCCAAUAAUGAUAUGGACUCUGUCAGUCAAUCGCCGACAAAAAAAGUUAAAUUAAAUGACGAACUUGAUGUUUCGUAUUCUACUGCUGGUGAACCUUCUACCUCUAAAGUGCAAACUACCUUACCCCGCCACAAUGUGCUUGAUAUAAACCAGCCGUCUACUUCUAAGGCACCUGAAGUUCCACUGCUAUGUGAUUGGCUUGGUACAAAUCAGCCUUCCACAUCUAAAUCACGAGAGAAUUCAACAGUGGUUAAAAUAGAUGAUGCUAAAUUGCCCGAAUUAUCAGUGGUUGAUGAAGUCUCGCAUUUGUUUCAGCUUCCUACAGCCACUAACAGAGAUAAAGUUGCUGAGUGGUUAGAUAUUGUUGACGCACCUCCAGCGGUAGAAUCAAGUCAACCUAAAGAAGACGUUACGCCAUUCCAUCUGCAUAAACAUAUUCAGGAGAUGUUUUCAAAUAUUUCCAUAAAAUAUAUAAGGACUCUAUGUAAAAGACUAAACCUAAAUAAGCACGAGCGACCUCCUGAAGAAGUGAUGGAUUUCAUAAUCUCAACAUUGGUAAACAAUACUUUGUACGAUGGAGAUGAAGAUGAAGAUGAGGAAGAUGAAGAUGAAGAUGAGGAAGUUGAAAUAACGAAUGUGACAACCCAGGAACCUACAAAAUCCAAGAACACACUUAACGAAAAUGAUAUUCCAAAAAUACGUUUAAGAAGAACAACAAAUGGUUUUAUACAAAAUGUGGCAAGGCUUCCAACUGUUGAGGAAAUUGUUGAAGAGAGUCGAAAUGCAAUUUUCCCAGAUGACGUAGAGAUGACUGAAAAUGGCUUGGAAAGCAUUUUAGAUCAGUUACGAGAAGAACAAAAUGCAGAUGAGCCACACGCAUUACCAGAAGAGGAACAACUAGAUAAUAAAUUGGUUCAUCCGCUGAUGGAAAUAUUUCCAGACGCAUGUCCACAAUUCAUACGGAAGAUUUGUAAAGGAAAGCGCCACUCGCCUGCUGUAAUGGACAAUUUAAUUGCCAAAAUCCUGGAUACGGAUAUGGAUUAUCCAAAACGGCAAAAAGUUGAAAGCCCACCGUGCCGUUUGAAUGCUUCCGAACAGCUGGAGCUAAUGAAGAGCAUACUUGUGGACGCUGAUCCGGAUUAUUUACAAAUGCAUUGCGAUCGUCUAAUAGAUAAUCCAGACGAACUUAAAGCAUUUGUGUCUGAAGCACUCGAAACACGAGACUAUCCUACGUUGAAAGAAUAUUUGAGGAAGAAACAAAUAUCCGCCCAACAAAACCAGUACACAAAUAAAUUUAGUGUCGCCAAAUUUCUAGAGGUAAUACCCGAUCCUUUUCAGUAUUUUGCUGAUUCAAAGCGUAAAGUGAAUGGAUUAGAUAAUCAUAGUCACCAUUAUGCUAUGUGUUACCUACGAAACAAAUUUGCAUUAGUAAGUGUGCGAUCAAUCCGCGAAUCCUUUAUUAAAAAUGAAGAAAGGUUUUUGGCAACUUGCAAAGAACUAGAAAGUUACCCUUCUUUCAAAAGAUUGAAAUCAAAGCGACCAAAGGUGGUGAUGCCUUCUGUAAUUCAAAACAUACCUCUUCUUCAAGAAAUUGCCUUCUAUGACCAUCAAGAGGAAAUAACGGAAUUUUUAAAUAAACGAAAAAUAGAAGAAGAGAUGGAACGUAAGCAGGCCAAAGCCGCGGGAUUAUUGCAAACGUGUGCUUGUUGCUACGACGAUGAAAUCAUGUUCAAAGAUAUCACUUCUUGCGAAGCUGGCUGUAUAUUUUGUAAAGAUUGUGUACGGAAAGGUGCGGAGGUUGCGUUUGGAGAUGGUAAAUUGGAUUUUCCCUGUCUUGGCGAUUGUGAGUCCCAUUUUAGUUUACAAGUUUUACAGGCUGUGCUUACCCCAAAAAUGUUUUCUGUCGUCGCUUUAAAGAAACAAGUCGAAGAAGUAAAAGCGGCUGGAAUUGACGAUUUGGAAACAUGUCCUUUCUGUGAUUUUGUCACUAUACCUGCUCGUGAUGAUAAAUUGUUUAGGUGCCUAAAUCCUGAGUGUAUGAAAGAGUCAUGUCGAAUGUGUAAGGAACCUUCGCAUGUGCCUUUACGUUGCGAUGAAGUUGAGAAGGAUGCAGACGUUAAAGCUCGGACAUACAUUGAAAAUAAGAUGACUGAAGCACUACUUAGAACCUGCUACAAAUGCGGUAUGAAGUUCAUAAAAUCAGACGGUUGUAAUAAGAUGACAUGUUCGUGUGGAGCUCUUAUGUGCUAUGUUUGUAAUCAACCUGUCAAAGAUUAUAACCAUUUUAACGGACCCGGUGGUGAUAAAACAAAUCUCUGUCCGCUAUAUAGCGAUACCAAUCAGCUGCAUAAGGAUGCAAUAUUAAAAAGUGCAGAAGAAGCUAAGAACGAUAUAGGAAUUAGCGUAGCCAAAAAGUUAAAAAUUGAUCCCACCGCUGAUAUUCAACACCACUAUAAGACGAACACAAAACCCGUUAUUCCAGCAGCUCCUGUUAAUCCCUUUUUAGGAUUGAAUCGUGAAGAUCUGCUUUUACAGGAGAGAGCAUUGCAAAUGUUUGAACAUUACAAUAGACGCCUGCAUCAUCGACGUGGCCAUCACUAGUUUUUAGAUUAUGUUUUGAAGUUAAUAGUGUGCAUAUAUAUGUAUUUUUGUACUGAAUUUUAUAAAUACCGUUUCAAAUUUCUAUGUUAAAUAAAAUUAUAUUUUAUG